AUAAAAACCCAAAACGACAGCGUUUGCAGAACUUCCAGAUGGCUGGACACAUGGAAGUUCUUGGAAGGUGGUGUGCCCCUUCCCACAUGGCUUAUCUUAAGCAUUUUUUCAUCUGUGUCCUUUGUAAUAUCUUCUAUAAUAAACUGGUAAAUGUGUUUCCCUGAGUUCUGGAAGCCACUUCUUUACUAAUAUAAAUAUGUAAAGCUAUAAAUUUCUAAGUAUUGCUUUAGUUGCAUCCCUCAAUUUCUGAUACACUGUUUUUAUUGUUACUCAGCUCAAAUUCUUUCAAAUUUCUCUUAUCUCUCUUUUGACCAAUGGGUAUUUAUUAAUAGAUUAUAUUGCUUAUUUCUAAGCAGUUGGGCAUUUUUCAAAUAUCUUUUUGUUAUUGAUCUAUUAAUGGAUCAAUAACAAGUUCAAGUUCACUGAUCCUUCUUCUGCUGUUCAGUCUGCUGUUAAGGCAUCCAGCGAAUUUUUCAUUGUACAUACUGUACUUUUCAGUUCUGGAAUUUCCAUUUGGUUCUUUUUUAUUCUUCCCAUUCCUCUGUUGAGAUCUGUUAACUCAUAACGACCAUUUUUUCCUUUCAGUUGUUGAACAUAUUUAUAAUAGCUAUUUAAAGUGCUUUCUGCAGAUCCAACUUCUGGUCAUCUCAGAUUCCGUUUCUAUUGACUGCUUUUUCUUUGGCUAUGGGUCACAUUUCCCUAUGGGUUUUUUCUUUCUUUCACAUGCCUUUUAAUUUUUCAUUAUAUAUUAGACAUUGUAGAUAGUAUACUUUAAAGACUGGAUUCUGUUAUCUUCCACUGAGGAGUUGAUUUUCAUUGUAACAGGAAGUUAAAUUACUAGUUGAUUACCUUGGACUUGUUGAAGCUUGGUUUUAUCCUUUGCUAGUAUGAGUCAGCUUUGAUUUUGACCUUAGUCUCAGAAAAAAGUGUUAGUCCUGGGUUAUAGAUUUUAGCUAUACCAUGUGGCCUUUGGGAGUUUUAAAUGGAAAGCCUUAAGUGUUUAUCCAGCCUUUCUAAUGUGGUGGCUUUCAAACUCAAACUCUUUCUCUGUUGCAGUGGGUAACAAUUGAAAUCUCUGUUAAGCUCUUUCAGACCUCCACUUGUUGCCUUUUGCUGGGCUUCUUGGAGAUUCCUCCAUCCAUAGGUCAGCAGUCAGCCUACAACUUGAGGGGGGGUUAUGUGUAUAUUUAAAGGCUUCCCCCCGUCUGUGGCUUCUUUUAUUCCACCUAGUUUUCGGGUGUUCUGAAGUCUCAAACUCUGUCCUCUGACUCUUAAAGCCAAGAAAGACUGAGGCUUUCUGCUUGAGCUCUAGCUGUGCCAUGCCACUUAUACUGGGGAGUGCUCUCAGGAAAAAAUCCAUUUAGGUAUAGAGGUUCCUUUCAUUCAAGAGUUGAGUCCUUUUCAGUUUCUGCCUUCUUUUGGAUACUUAGGUGCAUUAAAAUAGUUUUUUAAAAAUAUUUUGUGCAGAGUUUAUAACUUAUUACCCAUAAGGUAAUAAAUCGGGCAUAUCCUGAUUUUUUUAUCCUCUGAAGAACACAAUCGGCUUUGGGACCACAAAAGGAGGUUUAGGUAGGGGAUUAGGGAUCCCUAAUCCCAAACUUCUUUGUCCUUGAGAGACUUAGGAUAAGUACCAUCAUUCACAGAGCUCAAGUGUCUUUAGAGGAGGGGGGUGGAGAUGGAAGGAUAAAUCUAUAAGAGGAAUCCAAGGCGGUGUGGGGCAUCCCAUGAGUAAGAUGUCAGGGGAAGAGGAGUUUUAUCUAUUCAAGAACCUCUCCUCGGUGGGGCCGUGGGAUGGGCCUCAGUACCACAUUGCCCCUGUCUGGACCUUCUAUCUCCAGGCAGUUUUCAUGGGCUUUGUCUUCUUUGCAGGGACACCACUCAAUGUCAUGGUGCUGGUGGCCACACUGCGCUACAAGAAGUUGCGGCAGCCACUCAACUACAUUCUGGUCAAUCUGUCUUUUGGAGGCUUUCUCUCCUGCAUCUUCUCUGUCCUCCCCGUCUUCAUUGCCAGCUGUCGAGGAUACUUCCUCUUUGGCCGCCAUGUUUGUGCUCUGGAGGGGUUCCUGGGCUGUGCAGCAGGUCUGGUGAUAGGCUGGUCACUGGCCUUCCUGGCCUUUGAGCGCUAUGUUGUCAUCUGUAAGCCCUUCGGCAACUUCCGAUUCAGCUCCAGGCACGCGCUGAUGGUGGUCCUGGCUACCUGGGCCAUCGGUAUUGGCGUCUCCAUUCCACCAUUCUUUGGCUGGAGCCGGUUCAUCCCUGAGGGCCUACAGUGUUCUUGUGGCCCCGACUGGUACACCGUGGACACCAAAUACCGCAGCGAGUACUAUACCUGGUUCCUCUUCCUCUUCUGCUUCAUCGUGCCUCUCUCCCUCAUCUGCUUCUCCUACUCUCAGCUGCUGCAGGCCCUGAGAGCUGUUGCAGCUCAGCAGCAGGAGUCAGCUACGACCCAGAAGGCCGAGCGCGAGGUGAGCCGCAUGGUGGUGGUGAUGGUGGGAUCCUUCUGUCUCUGCUAUGUGCCCUAUGCUGCCCUGGCCAUGUACAUCGUCAACAACCGUAACCAUGGGCUGGAUUUACGGCUUGUCACCAUUCCUGCCUUCUUCUCCAAGAGUGCUUGUGUCUACAAUCCUAUCAUCUACUGCUUUAUGAAUAAGCAGGUUAUCUCCAAUUCUGCCUUUCCCUCCAGUUCCAAGCUUGCAUCAUGGAGAUGGUAUGUGGGAAGGCCAUGACAGAUGAAUCUGACACAUCCAGCUCCCAGAAGACGGAAAUUUCUACUUUCUCUUCUAGCCAAGUUGGCCCCAAAUGAGGAGCCCAUAUUGACCUGUUAACAACAACUAGAAUUUUACAUUUAAGCAAGUUUUCACUGUCUUUUUGUCAGAAACCAAACUACUAAUAACACAGAAAAAAGACAGGAAGGAAGUGAUAGCAAUUUGUAGUCAAUUUUUCAUUUUACUACUAUUCCCAUUCUGCCUAGAAGCUACUGUUCCCAGCUGGGUCUAUUUCAGACCACCCAAAGAUCAUUUCAAUAAUCCUCAGUUCCUACCCCUAAGAGGAACCACUCACAGCACUUGGAGAACCAAUUUCUACAUACAAGGCAACUAUAAAGGAGUAUGGCUGAUUUUUCAGUGUAUAGAUAACAAUUACUUUCCUUUUUAGUAACAUCUUUUUUAUUCUGAGAUGAUGUACUCUGAAUUAGAACUUAAGAAAACCCUCAGAAGUAGGAGAGAUAUAAAGAAAAAAGAAACAAAAAACCUUUAAUAGGCCCCAAAUAUGAGUUUGAGAGAACUUUAUGCUAUCUCUGCCAAUAAUUGCUAUAGCUUUGGCAGGAACAGCCAUGUCCACAAGCCCCUGGGCCAGCAUAAAUUAUUCCAGGUGCUUCCUUUUCCCCCUCCUCCUACUUGGCUAAACCUGUAUUUCUCAAGCUGUGUAUUUACUGAAGUUAAUAGUUUAAUUCCCUUGAUGUUCUCAAAAUGCAUUUGUAUAUCUUAAUGCCAUUUAUAAACUAUACCAAAAUGUUCAAAAAAAAUUGUUCUUAUACUCUAUACUCUUCCUCCACUCCUCAAAAGAGACUUUUUGAAAUAAAAAUCAAGAUAAAUGUGUGUACAUUCAGGAAUGGCUUGUGUCUGGUAUGAGAUAAUUAUGUAAUGAGCAGCUGGGGUCCUUUCCAGUUAUACAGCCUAAGGGAAAUAGACAAGGGUUAGAGCUGUAGUGAGAAGGAUGCUAGAAGAUAUUAGAAAACAGGAGGAAAGAGUAACCAUUUGGGAGAAGGCAGUAUUUUUCUCUGGGGUUGGGAGAGAGAACUUCUAGGAGAGUUCCUUUUCUGUGUCAUUUUAUAGCACCCACGAUUCUAAGAUAGAGUUCCAUUUUUUAGAGAAUGAAGGUCACACAUACCCCCAUAACGAA
This is a messenger RNA of Microcebus murinus (gray mouse lemur), 3900 nucleotides long. NCBI's taxonomy places the organism in Eukaryota, Metazoa, Chordata, Mammalia, Primates, Cheirogaleidae. The record is from RefSeq and is a predicted model, not a curated record.